This is a messenger RNA of Cyprinus carpio (common carp), 1082 nucleotides long. RefSeq names its product homeobox D13a (gene hoxd13a). Gene Ontology annotation, biological process: regulation of transcription by RNA polymerase II. The record is from RefSeq and is a predicted model, not a curated record. Lineage: Eukaryota; Metazoa; Chordata; Actinopteri; Cypriniformes; Cyprinidae. Gene Ontology annotation, molecular function: RNA polymerase II cis-regulatory region sequence-specific DNA binding; DNA-binding transcription factor activity, RNA polymerase II-specific.
CAGGUUAUCUGACCUACGUAAUUAGUCCGGAAAGUAAACAUAAAAGCUAUUUAUAAAUGGAGAUUGUUCUCUGUGCACAGUUUUCUUGGUUUGAGCUCAUAAAAUACUAUGUGUUAAAUUACAAAGCAUAUACAGUGUGUGCAAGUAAAUAUGGAAGCAAGGGGGUUAAAUGAGGAGUUCAGAAAUGUUUACCCGUAUGCCUUUGGGGCGCACUCAAGCCGGUCUGUGUCAGAAACACCAAUGCUCUCCUCGGCGGAACGACCGACUGCGACAAGCGCUGAGUCUCUCACUCCUUACGUUUCUUUUCCAGCCAACAUCGGCACUAGCUCCUCGGUCACUUUUGGAUGUCGUUUCGGAAAUAGUUGUUAUGGUUGCAAAGUUCCACAGAACGCCGUGUUUCCGUCUAGUGUUGUAAAUCAAAAUGCGAAUGGACAGUCUGCCAGUAAACCCGUGGACUAUAGUGAUUGCUGGCUUAAGGAGUUCGCUUUUUACCAAAGUUACACAGGUUCCUACUCAAGAGGCCACCCUGCCUAUAUUGAUUUACCUGUAGUUCAUAGGACAAUGACCGGAGAUUCCAGACAUGAGACUUGUUUGACAAUGGAAGGCCACCAGCCGUGGAACCCUUAAAACAACCGAAGUCCCAAACAUCAUCACACAAAAGACCAGACGCAGAGCCCGCAUUUCUGGAAGCCAUCAUUAACAGAGGGGAGAGCGGUUUCAUUCUGUCAGCGCGGGAGAAAGAAGCGGGUUCCUUACACAAAGCUGCAGCUGAAAGAGCUCGAGCGGGAGUACACCAAUACUAAGUUCAUUACAAAGGAGAAGAGACGGCGGAUCGCUUUUUCUACAAACCUGUCUGAGAGACAAGUAACUAUAUGGUUUCAAAACCGUCGAGUAAAGGAUAAGAAGAGACCUGAAAUCUGCAAAGAAUUUUAAACCCGUAAAGGUUCAUUCGUGCAUAUGCUGAAGAGUUUAGCUCUUUGUUCUUUUUUUCAUUAACAAGGGCGAUAGCCUAUAUUAUGUUAUUAUUUAAAGCGUUGGAUGUAUUCAUACCCAGUCGUAGUUUACUCAGAUAAACUGGGUUU